Messenger RNA from Aphanomyces invadans, 1776 nucleotides. RefSeq lists its product as hypothetical. The record is from RefSeq and is a predicted model, not a curated record. The transcript is spliced from 3 exons. Bases 1 to 1776 code for a protein of 591 amino acids. Lineage: Eukaryota; Oomycota; Saprolegniomycetes; Saprolegniales; Verrucalvaceae. Gene Ontology annotation, biological process: proteolysis. Gene Ontology annotation, molecular function: serine-type carboxypeptidase activity.
AUGCAUGCGGGUAGGAUGCCGGUAGCUCUGCUGUGGCAAUGCAUCCUGUCGGUUGCGAUGGUCGGGACGUAUGCGAGCCGAUGGAUACCGCGCGAAGCAGAGGAUCGUAUUCUCGCACACCAGCGCCGGCUCGACUCGUCGUGGAACACUUCGUUCGUCGGGUUCGACGGGCUCCAGUCGCCCCAACACGCAGGACACAUCAACGUGGACAUCGCGAACGGCGGCAACGUUUUCUACUGGCACUUUGCCGCCGACCCCGACGACGCGUCCGAGUCGGCGGCAACGCUACCUCUCGUGAUCUGGUUGCAAGGUGGUCCCGGUUGUUCCAGCCUCAUCGGUCUCUUCGUCGAAUGCGGGCCGUUCCGACUCCAUGAAGAUGGAUCGAUGACAGCGAAUCCCCACGGGUGGCACAAGGCCGCCAACGUUGUGUUUGUCGAUCAGCCCGUUGGGACUGGGAUGUCGACGGUCAACCCUGAUGCAUAUCCGUCGUCUGGUGCGCAAGUUGCGGCGCAGUUCUACCUCUUUCUCGUGGGUUUUCUGCAGCGCCAUCCUCAGUACGUCACCGGCACGUCGACGCGACCGAUCUAUCUCUUUGGCGAGUCCCAUGCUGGCCGGUGGAUUCCUCAAUUCUACUCGUAUAUCGCAGCGCAGAACGCACAGCACGCGCCGCCGUCCGUUCACAUCCGCAUCGACGGUGUCGGCAUCGGAAACGGAUGGAUUCAUCCACGCAUUCAGUACGACUACAGCGCGUUUGCGCAUGGAUUAGGGUUGAUCUCGCGCGCGCAGCGGCGCGCGCUGGAGCUCGAGUACAUUCAGUGCCAGGCCGCGAUCGACGCAGGCGACAUGAACACUCCCGCGUGCUUCCGCAACCUCGACACGAUCCUCACGAGCGUCCAAGGGUCGACCAGCGGCGCGCCAUCUUCUGGACUCAACGUGUACGACGUGCGGCUGUACGGCAGCGUCGCGCAUUAUCCGCUGCAGAAGCCGCUCUUGGCGGCAUUCCUCAACCGCGCCGACGUCCGCCGCGCGAUGAACUGGUCCGACAAAGCAUCGACCGACGUCCGAUUUACCCAUACGUUUGAAGAAUGCAAUGCCCACGUGAACAGGAACCUCGCGGGCGAAGACGCCGUGAGUACCGUCAGCGACAUCCAAGCCAUGCUGGCGGGUGGCGUCCGCGUGCUGCUGUACAAUGGGCAGUGGGACUUGAUAUGCAACGCGCUCAACACGGAGCACGUCGUCCAGCAACUCGAAUGGCCCGGGCAGGCCGCGUUUACAGCGGCGCGGCGGUUUACAUGGCGCCUCCAGCGGCACGCGUUGGACGAAGGCGGGCCGCCCGCCGGCUUUGUCCAGACUGGCGGCAAUCUCACGACCAUCGUCGUCCGGGAUGCCGGGCAUAUGGUCCCGUUCAACGCCCCCGAGGCCGCGCUCGACAUGGUUCGCCGGUUCAUUCACGACCGGUCGUUCCAAGACAUUGUCCAGGCGGCAACGCCCAUUGCCGGGGGACACGCCACGACCGACGACGACCGAUGCGGCGGGCCAUCCACUCGUCCCCUGUCGUUCAGCACGACGACGUCGACGGCGCACAUGGCCGUGGUCGCCGCGACGAGCGCCGUGCUGUCGGCGGUGCUCUCGUGGUUGUGUCUGCGUCCACCACGGGCGGCAAAGCCCCGCGGCAGCAGCGCCCGAUCCACCGAGAGCGACGACGCCGCCGCGCUCCUCGAUCUGGUCGAGGCCGACGCGGCGGCGCGCCAGCAGCGGCGCGAGAUGCCAGUGUAA